Closterium sp. Yama58-4 is the source of this 1467-nucleotide messenger RNA. NCBI's taxonomy places the organism in Eukaryota, Viridiplantae, Streptophyta, Zygnematophyceae, Desmidiales, Closteriaceae. The record is from the annotation of a GenBank genome assembly.
AUGGCCGACAAUUACCUCGUCAUCUCACAUCCCACCCUCUGCACCGGCGUGUCAAACGCCACCCUCUGCUCCCAGGAGUUCCGCGCCGCACGCCGGCAACUCAGCGUCCUCCCGCAGGCCGCGGACGCAGUCACGGCCGCCAUGGUCUCCGCGGUGGCGGCGCAGGUCUCCGCGAUCAUCGAUGCCGCCGCGGAGAUCAAGCGCGCCAAUGUCCGCGGGAACCACUUCGUUAAUGUCGUGGCGGACGACUGCAGCACGCAGGGCGGCAUCGCGCUGCGCUACCUGGGCCGCACGCUGGACGCGAUCGACUCGGACAGCGCGCAGCACGAUCGCGCGUUCUGGCUGUCCGCCGCCAGCACGCAAGUCGAGAAUUGCGUCGACGGCUUCAAGACGCUCGCGCCCUCCGCGACAUUCCAGCCCGCAUUCGUGCAUCUCGAGACCGUCGCGAACAAGGCGAGCGAUACGCUGGAAGCCGUCGUCGCCAUCGCCAAGAAGGCUGCGGCCGGCCCACCCGAGUUGGGUCGCAAGCUCGCGUCGUCCGAGCCCGCUGAUGUCGCACGAGGCGCCAAGUGGCUGGAUGACGACUUUGUCGCACAGCUGCGACAGCUUCAGGCGGACAAGGGACUGAAGGCCAACGCCGUCGUGAAAGGGAAGAUCCAGUCCGCGAUUGACGCCGCGCCCGGCGGCAGCCAAUACGUAAUCUACAUCCCCGCCGGCACGUACCGUGAGCAAGUCGUUAUAGACACCCCCGAUAUUAUCCUUAUUGGGGCCGGCGCCGGCGCUACAGUGAUCACGUACGACGAAAGCUACGGCAGCGGGUCGAGCACGUUCGACUCGGCGACGGUCGGCGUGAACAGCGACCGUUUUGUCGCAUUCGGAAUCAAAUUCGUGAACACGGCCGGCCCGGAGAACCACCAGGCUGUAGCGUUCCGCGCUACGGGCGACCAGUCGGCGGCGAUCGACUGCGCGUUCGAAGGCUCGCAAGAUACGCUGUACGUGGACGCGGGGCGGCAGUUCUACUCCAACUGCUACAUCGGCGGCACGCAGGACUUCAUAUUCGGCGACGCGGCCGCCGUCAUUGAGAAGGCGAAAAUCCAGCUGCAUCCCAGCAAGUCGUUCAUCACGCUCACCGCGUCGGGCCGCGCCAAAGACACGCCGACAGGGAUCGUGAUUCGCGACUCGGUGGUGAGCGCGGACAAGGGCGCGGCGAAGGCGUACCUGGGGCGGCCGUGGAAGAAGUGCGCGUUCACGGUGUUGGUGAACGUCGUGCUGCCGGCCGUCAUCCAGCCGGACGGCUGGCUGUCGUGGAACGAGGGCAGCUGCAUGUUCCUCGCGGAGGCUGGCAGCAAGGGCCCGGGCGCAAAGGGGUCGCGCGCCGACUGGGUGGACCCUGGGAUCAUCUCCAACGGCGCCUCCUACACUGCUGCCGCCUUCGCUGAAGUCAACUCGUGGCUUGUGCUCUCUUGA